CUCAGAAAAGUCAGCAUUUUUCUUGUUUUUUCGGAAGAAAAUCGGUGUGCUCUCAUUUCGCAAGUCGGUCUCCGCGGAACGUGGCAGAAUAAGGAAGAAUAUUUUUUUUCGAGCUCAAAGUGUUAAUUGAUUUCAAUUCCAUCCAAUUGCCGCGAUGGUUCUGGACACGAGUGCGCAGACGGCCGUGUCGAAGGACAGCCAGAACGCGCUGAGUUCCGCCUCGUCGGACAGCGAUUCGGCCGAGCAGAAGGAGGAAGUGAUCGAGGGACCGGAACUGGACCGGAUCGAGUGCUGUCCGGCGUCGCCGACGACGGUGCCGAACCAGCGCACCUGCCAGCGGUCGAACUCUUCCGGGUCGCAGGUCCGUUCGCCGAAGCCGCGCCGCCAGCGGACCACUUCCGUGAACCAGAACACGACGAACUGCACGAACGAAGCGAUCAUCCGGGCGAAUCACCGGACGAUCUAUACGGCGGGGCGGCCGCCGUGGUAUAAUUGCGCGGGGCAGCAGGUGGAACCGUUUGUUAUAGGUAUUUGCGGUGGCAGCGCUUCGGGGAAGACGACGGUCGCGCAGAAGAUCAUCGAGAGUCUGGACGUUCCGUGGGUGACGCUGCUGUCGAUGGACUGUUUUUACAAGAUUUUAAACGAGAAGCAGCACCACCAGGCCCUGAGGAACGAGUACAACUUUGACCAUCCGGACGCGUUCGACAUUGAGCUGAUGAAGGACGUGCUGCAGCGGCUGAAGGAGGGCCGGAAGGUUGAGGUUCCGGUGUACAAUUUUGUGACGCACUCGCGCGAGCAGCACACCAAGACGAUGUACGGGGCGAAUGUAAUUAUAUUUGAGGGGAUUUUGACGUUUCACAACCCGGAGAUUGUGAAAAUGCUGGACAUGAAGAUCUUUGUGGACACGGAUUCGGACAUCCGUUUGGCGCGGCGUUUGAAGAGGGACAUUCAACAGCGUGGCCGGGAUUUGGAGGGUGUGCUGAAACAGUACUCGACGAUGGUGAAGCCGGCGUACAGCAAUUACAUUGCGCCGACGAUGGCACACGCGGAUAUUAUCGUUCCUCGCGGAUCCAGCAAUAUGGUCGCGAUCCAGCUGAUUGUCCAACAUGUCCACACGCAGCUGCAGCUGAGAGGCUUCAAGCUGCGGGAAGCUCUUGCCCAUUCUUACAUUGGCCAGCCGAUGCCGGACUCGCUCAAGUUGCUGCCAACGACGCCCCAGAUCAAGGGCCUGCACACGUUCAUCCGGAACGCCAGCACGCCGCGGGACGAGUUUAUCUUCUACUCGAAACGGCUCAUCCGGCUGGUCCUGGAGUACGCCCUGUCGCUGCUUCCGUUCAAGAACGUCGAGGUGGAAACGCCCCAGAACGUUCCGUACAAGGGUAAACGGUUGGCCUGCCAGAAGAUUUGCGGCGUGUCGAUUCUGCGCGCCGGCGAGACCAUGGAGCAGGCCGUCAGCGACGUUUGCAAGCACAUCCGGAUCGGCAAGAUCCUCAUCCAGACGAACCAGCUGACCGGCGAACCGGAACUGUAUUAUCUGCGUCUUGCCAAGGACAUCAAGGACUAUCGCGUGAUUCUGAUGGACGCGACCGUGGCGACGGGAGCGGCGGCCAUUAUGGCGAUCCGCGUCCUGCUCGAUCACGACGUCCCCGAGGAGAACAUUAUGCUGGCGUCGCUGCUGAUGGCCGAAAUUGGCGUCCACUCGAUUGCGUACGCGUUCCCGAAGGUGCAAAUCGUCACGUCCGCGCUCGAUCCGGAAAUUAACGAAAAGUUUUACGUGAUUCCUGGAAUUGGCAACUUUGGCGACCGCUACUUCGGCACGGAACCGACCGACGGAGACGUUCUGUACGAGUAGUAAGUGCUUGUGGAUGUCUCCCCCUUUUAAAGUGUGUGCGUUUUGCCAUAUGUUACUCUCAAAAAACACAAAAAUAUAUACACAAAAUAAAAUGUAAUCUUAAAUGGAAAUAAAGGAACAAAUGUUUAAAAAUC
Molecule: messenger RNA, 1986 nt
Organism: Culex pipiens pallens (northern house mosquito)
Lineage: Eukaryota; Metazoa; Arthropoda; Insecta; Diptera; Culicidae
Product: uridine-cytidine kinase-like 1
Exons: 2
Coding region: 155-1852 (565 amino acids)
Cellular component (GO): cytoplasm
Molecular function (GO): ATP binding; kinase activity
Source: RefSeq, a predicted model, not a curated record